AACGGAGAACGGAGAACCAGAAGUCGUCCAGUGAACGUACGAGAACAAGACUACGAGACCGCUCUCGCUCUCACGCUCUCUGACGCAAUCGAUCCCAAAAUCGCUCGAUAUCUAACAGCAAUUGAUCUCUCACGGGCUCUCUCUCACGCAAUCGAUUCAAAAGACUUCAGCACCACCUCUUGUAAAUCAGAAGUGAAAUCAAACUUCAGAGUUCAGACUUCAGCAUCUCUUAAAUAACAAAUGCCACCUUAGCCUCUGUUUUGAAAUCGAUUUUGAACGUACAGUCCAGAACGAUUUUGAAUCGAUUUCGGAAUCAAUUUUGAAAUUUGAGAACAAGAUCGGCUGUAGUUGUGUCGAGCAGUAAACUGUGAACGCGUACCAAUCCAGAAAUUGAUUCUUGGUUUUUAGCUCUAGCUUUGACUCACUAUGGAUCUACUCCGCAAUGCCUAUUCCACUACUAAGGAUGAAGAUGAAGAAAACAAAAAGUACGCUCCGCCUCCCCUCAAGCGAGCCAAACCUGAAUUUUCACAUACAUCCAGCAAAAAUUUUCCCACCGAUUGGCUCAAACAUACAUCAACUGAAGCUCCAAUUGCAGGCAGAUAUAUAUCGAAGCGAGAACGAGCACUCAUGGCUACGGUUCCUCAAACUCCCAAUGCAGACCCCCCAACUUCUUCAGGCUGUUUCCAUGUUCAAGGAAGCAUCUCAGAUUCAUACAUACGAAAAGAUAUUUUGUCAUCGUUGAGAAAUCGAACGGAGGGCUAUGCAAAUUCUGGCCACAAAUCUGAGGGCAUAUCCACAAAUCUUAUUGGGCAUUCAAAGGCCGUGAAUGCUCUACAAUGGUCAAAAACUCAAUCUCAUCUUCUUGCAUCUGCUGGUAUGGAUUCUUCCAUCUAUAUAUGGAACGUGUGGAGCACGGAACAGAAGAAAGCACGGGUGUUCAACAUUCAUACUGCAGCUGUGAAAGACGUCAAGUGGUCAGAUCAAGGUCUUUAUUUGCUCUCUUGUGGAUACGAUUGCUCUUCGAGAUUGAUUGAUGUCGAAAAAGGGGUAGAAACUCGGGAAUUUAAGGAGGAUCAGGUUGUUGGAGUUGUUAAAUUUCAUCCCAAUAACUCCAACCUCUUUCUAUCCGGUGGAUCGAAGGGCAUCAUUCGGUUAUGGGAUAUUAGAACCGGAAAUACGGUGAAUCAGUAUCUUCGAGGUCUUGGUCCGGUCCUCGAUGUGGAAUUUACGAAUGAUACAAGGCAGUUCGUUUCUUCGAGUGAUGAAUCCAAGAGCAAUAUCAGCGAGAAUUCGAUCAUCGUUUGGGAUGUCUCACGUCAGAUUCCUCUAUCAAAUCAGAUAUAUGUGGAAGCUUAUACCUGCCCCUGUAUAAGACAUCAUCCAUCUGAACCAUAUUUUGUGGCUCAAUCAAACGGGAAUUACAUCGCAAUCUUUUCUUCCAAACCUCCAUUUCGGCUUGACAAAUACAAGAGGUACGAAAGCCAUGGUGUUUCUGGAUUUCCCGUCAAGUGUAAUUUCAGUAUGGAUGGAAAAAAACUUGCCUCUGGCUCCUCGGAUGGAUGCAUUUAUGUAUAUAAUGCCAAAACAUGCGAGCUCAUCAAGAAAAUCAAGGCGUAUGAACAAACGUGCAUAGAUGUGGCGUUCCAUACCGUCAUGUCCAAUGUAAUUGCAUCGUGCAGCUGGAACGGCGAAAUCUCUGUUUUCGAGUAAUUUCAGACGAGUAUUUGACAAUGAGGGAUGGUUUCGACAAAUAAUUAGAUAUCAUUUAAUGGUGAUUUGAAUGUGGGGUAAUGCGACAUC
Cynara cardunculus var. scolymus (artichoke) is the source of this 1800-nucleotide messenger RNA. Its product is annotated as WD repeat-containing protein 25. The coding region runs from base 427 to 1710 and encodes 427 amino acids. Gene Ontology annotation, molecular function: protein binding. Lineage: Eukaryota; Viridiplantae; Streptophyta; Magnoliopsida; Asterales; Asteraceae. The transcript is spliced from 7 exons. The record is from RefSeq and is a predicted model, not a curated record.